UUCAACCAUUGUGUUGUCGAAGGUACUACAAAGUUCAAUAUCUUGACGUACCUAGACAAUGGUCAUGGCCAACGAAUGACGCAACUUUUUGUACAGUGUUUGUAUAAUCCAAAUUAAGGUAGUAGUAGUUUGGAGUUUGCAGACACGAUUGUCCUGUCAAAUCCUCCACUAACAUGAAGUUUGAUCAGGUACUUGAACAUCUUGGAGAAUUUGGACGAUAUCAAAAAAUUAUAUUUUUUAUGGUAUGCCUUAGCGCAAUUCCUUGUACAUUCCAUAGUAUGGGAAAUACUUUCUUGAGCGCUUCACCAGAUCACCAGUGCCUGUAUUAUACGGGUCAACUGUAUACAGCCUAUGAUGACCAAGCAAGGUGCUUAUAUCCGGCAGAUGAUAAAUCUUAUUGGAGCGAAUGCAAGAAAUACGCAAACUUGAGUAUUACUAGACCGGCAGAUUAUGCGUGUACGGAUGAAGAUGUCGCAAACUAUUCUGUCAGUGGUUGUGACAAUGGCUGGAUUUACGACACCAAAUUUUAUGAUUCCACUGUUGUAACGGAGUGGGACUUGGUUUGCGACAAGAACUCGAUGAAACAAUUAUCCAAAUCAAUCGUAUUGGCUGGAAAACUAGUAGGAUCACUUAUAUUUGGACAACUUUCAGAUAUCUCAGGGCGAAGAAUUGCUUUCCUAAUAUCAGUUGUUCUAUCGGUCGUCGGCAGUGUAGCCACAAUAUUCUCACCUACCUUUUGGUGUUAUUGCCUCAUGCAAUUUAUUGUGGGGGUGACGGCAUCCGGCAUGUUCAUAAUUGCUCUUGUAAUGGGAACCGAGCUUGUCGGAGCAUCAUGGCGAUCUUUUACUGGAAUAGCGAUUCAAUAUUUCAACAGCAUAGGGAAUAUGCUGCUUCCAGUUAUUGCAUACGGUCUCAGAGAUUGGCGAAAAAUUGAGAUAGUUUUUUGUGUAACUUGUUUCGUAUUCUUCAGUUACUAUUGGCUGCUUCCAGAAUCCGCGCGUUGGUUACUGACAAGAGGCAGGGUGGAGGAGGCUAAAAAGAUAAUUCAGAAAGCAGCCGUCGUUAAUAAAGUCACUUUACCCCCAAAUUUAUUUCAGAAAUUGUUAGAGAAGAAAGAUGACGUUAUGACUAAAGAAAAGGUUGUCACAAAAUAUUCCAUCAUCGACUUGGUGCGAACACCUGUUCUACGAAAAAGAUCGUGCAACCUAUUGUUCAGCUGGUUCACCAACGCCAUGUUGUAUUAUGGACUAUCAUUUCAAACAGAAAGCUUAGGGAGUAGCCCGUACCUAUCGUUCUUCCUUGCUGGUCUUGUUGAGAUGCCUAGCUACAUCUUAGCGCAGCUGCUUCUAGAUCGCAUCGGCAGGAAGCCAAUUCUAUGUGGAUACAUGGUGUUUGGUGGUGUUGUGCUUUUAGCGACUAUUGUAAUCCCAGAAGAGGGAUAUGAAACUAUAUUAUUAAUAUUGGUAUUAACUGGCAAGUCGUGUGCAUCGGGGUCGUAUGCCGUCGUGUAUCUGUAUACGGCUGAACUUUAUCCAACGCCAAUUAGAAAUGUAGCAGUUGGAGCGUGUUCAAUGAUAUCACGAAUUGGGGCAAUCCUUGCUCCAUAUAUUCUGCUCUUCGGUGAAGUAACCUCUACAGCUGUAUCUAUGACGUUUUUUGGAAUCAUGUCAUUUAUAGCGGGUCUUCUGGUUGUACUUUUGCCCGAAACAGCUAACACCAAACUUCCAGAAACCAUUAAGGAUGCUGAACAUUUUACCAGUCCAAGAAACAAUAUAGGUGGAGAUUCACUUGGGAAAACCAACACCAAACCAAAUGAACAUGGAAGCCGAGAAGAGACUUCUAAACUUUAAUAACUGAUUAGCGAAAAUGUUAUUAUAUCAUCGAAUACAUAUUCAGACCGAUUUUGUAGACAGGUUUUGUAGUCUAUACUCAUUUCAUAUUUUUACUGAACAUUUUUACUCAUAGAGCAACCAAAUUUGUUUUAUUGCAUGAAUUUCAUUGUUAUUUUAUUUUUAUUUAUAAUGACCGCAAUGGAAAUGAGUUUAAAUCGUUUUUAAACUUUUUGUGUUAUCCUUGUUAUAUCCAGUUUAUCUUCUUAUGUUUAUGUUUCACGUGUAUGUAUGUUUUGUGUGGUAAAUUUUUAAAUGUUUGUAUCUUUGUGCAGAUUUUAUGGAUAUUAAAAAAAAUAAAAUAAAAUAAAAUAAAAUCAUAAAAAACUAGAGUUCUAAUUAGGUGACGAAGCAAUGCAGAGUUGUCUGUACUCAACGGAUGACAGCCGUAGAAAAGCACCACCUUCAGGCUAAUAGUAAACAUAAUUUUAUGACAACCAUAAAUACGACCUUACUAAUUAUCAAAGAUAAUAUAAAAUAUUAGUUAUUAUCACCUCCGCCAACGAAGUUGGCAGGAGGUAAUGUUUUCGCCUGGUUUUUUAUUUAGCUAUUUAUUUGUCUGUAUGCAUAUUUGUUGUGAACAGCCUACAGCCGAUAUUUUUUAUCAGAAAUUCGUCAAACUUGGCAACAAUGUCCCUUUACCUAAUAUCUAGAGCUGAUUAAAUUUUGAAUGGUCAGGGUCAACGAAAACUAUUUUUUAAUUUAUUUGUCUACAGCCUAUAGUUUUAAUCUCAAACUUGUCAAACAUGGUCACAAUAUUCCAUGACCAAAGAUCUCAAAGAAUUUAAAGUUUGAAGGGUAAGUGUUAAAGGUCAAGGUCACAAUAAACAAAAACACGAUUUUUUGAAACAGUUUUUAUCAGAAAUUUGUAAAACUUGGCCACAAUGUUCCUUUACCAAAGAUCUGGAAGUGACUAAAUUUUGAAGGGUCAGGGUCAAAGGUCAAGGACACAAUGAUCAAAAAACUUGUAUAACUGUUUGACCUAUAGACGUGUGUGACACACUGCAAGGCUUGAGCUUAACAUACGGAUAACUUGGUUCUGUAUCUCUCGAAAAUGUUCCAACAUGGCAAUUUAGAGGGUUCAAAUGCAUAUUUAAUCGAUUUUAAUGUCUACUAAUAUUUAUAUAUUUAUUUUUUAAUUCGUGUGGCAAAGCCACCUUUAUUUGACACAAAUGCAUAAAACAAAUCACAAAUGUUAAAUAAAAAAUAAAACUAAUUAAUAUUUACAUUAAACAACAUUGAUUGGUUUUGAAAUAUAUUGUCAGUGAACUCCAUUUUUUAGAAAUAAAUAUCUUUUUUUGCAAUGAACCAAGGCAAUAUAUUUCUCUAUUCCAUAUUAUUUUUUUAUUUCAAGUUUUAAAGCAUAGGCACAUGGUAUGGUGUCUUGCAUUGUGCUUCGAUAUAUAGUGUU
Molecule: messenger RNA, 3300 nt
Organism: Anneissia japonica
Lineage: Eukaryota; Metazoa; Echinodermata; Crinoidea; Comatulida; Comatulidae
Product: organic cation transporter protein-like
Exons: 10
Coding region: 174-1850 (558 amino acids)
Biological process (GO): transmembrane transport
Cellular component (GO): membrane
Molecular function (GO): transmembrane transporter activity
Source: RefSeq, a predicted model, not a curated record